Molecule: messenger RNA, 1157 nt
Organism: Maylandia zebra (zebra mbuna)
Lineage: Eukaryota; Metazoa; Chordata; Actinopteri; Cichliformes; Cichlidae
Product: deoxynucleoside kinase
Biological process (GO): nucleobase-containing compound metabolic process
Cellular component (GO): cytoplasm; mitochondrion
Molecular function (GO): ATP binding; deoxynucleoside kinase activity
Source: RefSeq, a predicted model, not a curated record
AGGCAGGUGGAGUGAGGCAGGUGUGAUGUUGGACAUGAAGGAAACUGAAGGAAGUCUGCACUCCUCCUCCUCUGCUCAUGCGUGACUCCGCCCCCGGAAACGGAAGUCUGUAUGCGCGCGGAGUUUAAUUUGAGCAGCAUCUCGCGCGCCGGUCAGUGGGUUUCAAAACAGCAGCGAGCAAUAAUCGAUAAUCAGCGAUCGAUCCGUGAACAUGGCGACCCCCCCGAAGAGGCCGUGCCCCCCUCCCCGCAGCCCGCCGCUGAACGGCAGCUUUUCCCGUCAAAGGAAGGAGAAGAAGAUCUCCAUCGAAGGAAACAUAGCUGCAGGAAAGUCGACAUUUGUGCGCCUCCUUCAGGCAGCAUCAGAGGACUGGGAGGUCAUCCCUGAACCCAUUGGCAAGUGGUGCAACGUGCAGAAUGACAGCGAUGACGUUUACCUGGAGCUGAGCUCAUCUCAAAAGAGUGGAGGAAACCUGCUGCAGAUGCUGUACGAUAAACCCAGCCGCUGGUCCUACACCUUCCAGAGCUACGCGUGUCUGAGCAGAGUUCGAGCUCAGCUUCAGUCGCCAUCAAUCAAACUUCAGCAGGCAGAAAACCCCGUCCAGUUCUACGAGCGCUCCGUCUACUCCGACAGGUACGUGUUUGCGUCAAACCUGUUUGAGAGUGGCGACCUGUCGGAGACGGAGUGGAGUGUGUAUCAGGACUGGCACACCUGGUUAAUGAACCAGUUUGAGUCCGACAUCGCUCUCGACGCCAUCAUCUACCUCAGAGCCCCGCCACAGCGCUGCAUGCAGCGGCUGCUUCAUCGCGGCCGGCAAGAAGAGCAGGAAAUUCCUCUGGAGUACCUUGAGCAGCUGCACUUCAAACAUGAAGCCUGGCUCUACCACAGGAACCUCAGGUUGGACUUUGAUUAUUUGAGCGAACUUCCUGUUCUCGUCCUGGACGUCAACGACGACUUCAAGAACGACCGCAUCAAACAGGAAGCCAUCAUCGACAAGGUCAGAGAGUUUCUCACCACACUGUGAAGCUCAUCCACCAAUGAGAGGUGCUGGGAGAAGUGGUGGCGCGUCUGAUUGGAAGACUGAUGUGUUUGUUUUUUUGUUGUUGUUUUGUUUCUUUAACUUGUUUUUAUAUUUUUGUAGUUUAACUGUGUGUGUG